This is a messenger RNA of Erythranthe guttata (spotted monkey flower), 1616 nucleotides long. It is a transcript of the gene AT-HSFA5, whose product is annotated as winged-helix DNA-binding transcription factor family protein. The record is from RefSeq and is a predicted model, not a curated record. Gene Ontology annotation, cellular component: nucleus. NCBI's taxonomy places the organism in Eukaryota, Viridiplantae, Streptophyta, Magnoliopsida, Lamiales, Phrymaceae. Gene Ontology annotation, biological process: regulation of transcription by RNA polymerase II; cellular response to heat. Gene Ontology annotation, molecular function: RNA polymerase II cis-regulatory region sequence-specific DNA binding; DNA-binding transcription factor activity.
CUCUUAUCAUCUUAUGUAUUACCAACGCCAAACCGGUCAACGCAAAAUUCAACCACCAAACCCCGAUCCCCCAAUUAUUGCGUCUGAAUGGACGGAGGAGCUCCCGGCGGCGGCGGCGGCGGAGGUGGUCCGGCGCCGUUCCUCUUGAAGACGUACGAGAUGGUGGAUGACACGGCGACGGACGCCAUCGUAUCGUGGAGCGCGAGCAGGAAGAGCUUUGUGGUGUGGAACCCGCCGGAAUUCGCCCGCGUCCUCCUCCCUUCUUACUUCAAACACAACAAUUUCUCCAGCUUCAUUCGACAGCUCAACACAUAUGGUUUUAGGAAAAUCGAUCCAGAAAAAUGGGAAUUUGCAAAUGAAGAUUUUACGAAAGAUCAAAAACAUCUUCUGAAGAAUAUUCAUCGCAGAAAGCCUAUCCACAGCCACAGUCAGCCUCAAGGUUCAGUUGAUUCAGAAAGAGCAUCAUUCGAGGAAGAAAUUGAUAAGCUAUCACGUGACAAGUCCGUUCUCGAAGGAAAGUUAUCGGGAUACAAGGAGCAGCAGUCUGCAGCUAAGUCACAGUUGGAAACUCUAACACCUCGUAUAGUUAGCAUGGAGCAGAGGCAGGAGAAAUUGUUAAGCUUCCUCGAGAAAGCAGUUCAAAAUCCCGACUUUGUCGAUCGCCUAACUCAGAAGCUUGAAUCAAUGGACUUUUCAGUGUAUAACAAAAAGAGGAGGCUCCCUCAAUCAGAUCAUGUCCAAUCAAUUCAGGACAAUCUUUUAUUAGACGAUCAAUUAGGGAGUAUAUGUGACCAAGAUUUAUGCAACGAGCUAAGGCUGGAGUUAUCCACAGCUGUUUCGGAUGUUAACUUACUUUCUCACAGCACACAAAGCUCAAACGAGGGACUGUCAAAAGAUGUGCAUGUAAGAACUUCUUCAGGCUUUUUAUGCCCGCCCGAAACUUUGGAGCUUUCAGAUACUGGAGCUUCUUUCAAAUUGGGGCCCGAAAGCCCGAAGCGCCAAUCAUUGCAGGACGAGGGCGACGUUCAUCUUUCGUGUCUCUUAAAUCUUACUCUCGCAUCUUCUUCUUCUCCCUUGGAACUGGACAAAAAUCGAGAGAUCUGUACACGGUCAGAUAAUGAAGUUGUUCACACUCAAACUGUAGCUUCUUCGCAUGAUGUGAAUAACAGCAAGCAAGGGGGUUCAAACGGGCAGAAUCGAGUGAAUGAUGUGUUUUGGGAACAGUUUUUAACCGAAAGACCUGGCUGCUCUGAUACAGAAGAGGGCAGCUCUGGUUUUAGGGCGAAACCUUACGAAGAACAAGAAGAGAGGAGAUCGGUGAAAGGAAUAGCAAGAAAUACGAAAGGUAUGGAACAUCUUACUCUAUGAGAGAAACUUUGCCAGUUCUCUAGGUUUAUAUUUCUUUCUGGAUUUGUAGUAUCUUUUAAUAUAAUCGGCACCUAUGUGUAUCGAAAUUCGGAUUUGCUUCGUCGUUGUCUUUAUGACGGUUCUGCCAGAUUUUGACAUUUGGUGAUGUUUAUAAGUUAUAACCCCUCCCAAGACCAGUUUGUGCGUUAAUUUGUAAUAUAAGACAAUUCUCAGUUGCUUUUAAUAUAUAUAGUUUUUUUUCCUUUCUA